Carassius gibelio (silver crucian carp) is the source of this 4160-nucleotide messenger RNA. Its product is annotated as WD repeat-containing protein 3. Gene Ontology annotation, molecular function: snoRNA binding; protein binding. The transcript has 27 exons. NCBI's taxonomy places the organism in Eukaryota, Metazoa, Chordata, Actinopteri, Cypriniformes, Cyprinidae. The coding region runs from base 386 to 3202 and encodes 938 amino acids. The record is from RefSeq and is a predicted model, not a curated record. Gene Ontology annotation, cellular component: Pwp2p-containing subcomplex of 90S preribosome; small-subunit processome. Gene Ontology annotation, biological process: maturation of SSU-rRNA.
GAAUUAAAUAAAGUGUAAUUAUGAACACAUCUUGCGCCUCGUGGGCAGCUACAUGACUUCGCAUUCACAGACCAAAGUAAUCGAUACUAUACACGUGCCUCAAAAGAAGAACAGAUACAUAAAACGCAUGAAGCCGUGUGAAUAAUAAGGAAGCAUUCGAAGACAUAUUUCUAGAGUGAUACAAAUGUCUAUGAAAACAUUCUUGCGACAUUUUGCAAGCGCUGUUGCAUCGUAUUUCCGCUCGGUAAUCUACCGCUUUUGUCUUUACCUGAUGUCACACAUGCGACCAAAAAGCAUGUAGAAGUUCUCCACAUCCACAGAAACAAUAUUAUCAUAAAAGACUGCAGAUAAAAUAUACAUCUAAUCGACAAACCUCUGGCUUGCCAUGGGUUUAACGAAGCAGUACCUGCGCUAUGUUUCGAGUGCUGUAUUUGGAGUGAUCGGCAGUCAGAAGGCCAAUAUCGCAUUUGUGACCCUCAGGGGAGGUGAGAAGGGUCGAUAUGUUGCUGUGGGAGCCUGUGAGCAUGUGUUCAUAUGGGACGUCCGCAAAGCUGAGAAGGUUCUUAUACUUGAAGGUAAAAAGCAUGAGGUGACAUACCUGUGUCCUUCUCCUGAUGGCGUCCACAUAGCUGUAGGUUAUGAGGACGGAGGUGUGCGCAUCUUUAGUCUGCUCAACGGUGAAAGCAGCAUCUCCUUCAGUGGACACAAAUCAGCUGUCUCGGUUAUAAGAUAUGAUGCACUGGGAGCUCGUCUCGUCACUGGCUCCAGAGACACAGAUGUGAUUGUGUGGGACAUCAUCAAUGAGUGUGGUCUGUACAGACUCAAAGGACAUAAAGAUGCAAUCACACAGAUUUUGUUUUUGGAGAGCAAAAACCUGCUGAUUACAAGCUCUAAGGACAGUUUUGUAAAGUGGUGGGACUUGGACACACAGCAUUGUUUCAAGACCAUGGUGGGGCAUCGCACUGAGGUAUGGGGAAUGGUCCUGUUGAACCAGGAGAGUAGGUUGAUCACAGGGUCUGCUGACAGUGAGCUCAGAGCCUGGGACAUUCAGUACAUUGAGGAGGGUAAAGAAGUGGGGGAGCCACAGGAAAAGAAAGCCAGAACUCUUCUUGAGAAUGAAGAGGAAGAUGAGGACGGACUUGACGGAGAGCCAGAAGAACGAAUUCUCAGCUGUAAGAAAGCUGGUUCUGUUCUGAGGGAAGCCAGAGACAGGGUUGUGUCCUUGGUCACAGACGCCAAAGCUAAAGUGCUUGCAUGCCAUGGCCUGGAUGCUACGCUUGAAGUCUUCACUGUACUGUCGGAGGAAGAGGUCCAGAAAAAAAUGGACAGAAAACUAAAGAAAGCCAAGAAGAAAACAAAGUCUCAAGGAGGAGGAGAUGAUGUGCCCGAACCUGUAGUGGAGAGAAAGUUGAGAGAUGAGAUCCAAAAGCUGGCAAACAUAAAGGCGUCAUCCAAGAUCAGAUCAAUGGACUGCCUUCUGGUUCCUAACGGAGAGAUGAAGGUUGCUCUUCUUCUGCAGAAUAACACAGUGGAGACAUAUACACUGAAGACUUCAGAGAAGAAUCCUACUGGUACCAAAACCUCUCGCCUCACACUGAGCGGUCAUCGUACAGACGUCAGAACUCUGGCCUUCAGCUCAGAUAACAUAGCCAUCCUCUCCGCCUCUGGAGAGACGGUCAAAGUGUGGAACAGGUCCACCUUGCAGGUCAUUCGUACCAUGGGAUGUGAAUAUGCUCUCUGCUCGUUAUUUGUUCCUGGAGACAGACAGAUUAUCUUAGGAACAAAGAGUGGGAAGAUUCAGAUUUUCGACCUGGCCUCAGGAAGCCUUCUAGAGACGACUGAUGCCCAUGAUGGAGCUCUUUGGUCCAUGUGUCUCGCUCCAGACCAGAGAGGGAUUGUGACGGGUGGUGCUGACAAGACUGUGAAAUUCUGGGACUUUGAACUCGUAAAGGAUCAGGACUCUGGGAAGAACAAGAGACUGACGGUGAAGCACACACGCACCCUGCAGUUAGAUGAGGACGUGCUGUGUGUGCGCUACAGUCCUGACCAGAGACUGCUGGCUGUCUCUCUUCUAGACUGUACGGUCAAGAUCUUUUACACAGACACUCUAAAGUUCUUCCUGUCGCUGUAUGGACACAAGCUGCCCGUUCUGUGCCUGGACAUUUCACAUGACAACGCUUUAAUCGCCACAGGCUCAGCAGACAGAAACGUCAAGAUCUGGGGUUUGGACUUCGGAGACUGUCAUCGCUCCAUGUUUGCACAUGACGACAGUGUCAUGUUUCUUCAGUUUGUCCCUAAAACCCAUCUGUUCUUCACUGCGGGAAAGGACCGAAAGAUCAAGCAGUGGGACGCUGAUAAGUUCGAGCACAUCCAGACGUUGGAGGGUCAUCAUCGUGAGGUCUGGUGCCUGGCCAUCAGCCCCAAUGGAGACCACAUCGUCUCCUCGUCGCAUGAUAAGUCCCUCAGACUGUGGGAGAGAACCAGGGAGCCCAUCAUCCUGGAGGAGGAGAAGGAGAUGGAAAGGGAAGCAGAAUUUGAGGAGUCGUUAGCUAAAGGUGAUGAACCUGUGGUCCCCGGAGAGACUAAAGGAGAGGCAGAGCCCGCUGGGAAGAAGACCAUUGAGACUGUGAAAGCCGCUGAGCGAAUAAUGGAGGCUAUUGAGCUCUAUAGAGAGGAAAGUGAAAAGCUGGAGGAGCACAGAGCCGCUUGCAAGGCAGCGGGGAAGGAGUUACCACCUCCUAAGAUGAACCCCAUCCUUGUGGCUUUUGGAAAUAUAUCUCCCUCUCGAUAUGUUCUGGAAGUAAUAAAGAAGGUGCGAUCCAGUGAGCUGGAAGUGUCUCUGCUGGUGCUGCCGUUUCCUUACGUGCCAGAUCUGCUGAAGCUCUUCAGUGGUUACGUACAGCAGGGCCUGGAGGUGGAGCUAGUGUGCCGCUGCCUCUUCUUCCUGCUCAGAGUCCAUUUUGGUCAGAUCACCAGUAAUCAGAUGCUGCUGUCAGUCAUUGAUGAGUUAAGGACCAACACGAUCUCUAAAGUGCGAGAGAUCAGGGAUGUCCUGGGUUUUAACAGUGCGGGUCUUCAGUUCCUGCAGCGUGAGGUUGAGAGCAAAGAGGACGUAAUGUUCUUUGCUGAUGCCACAGACCGCUUUGAAGAGAAAAAGAGAAAGAGAAGGAAACGUGAAAGAGCCGUCCUUACAGUCACAUGAAACUGAUGUGUUUGUCAACAGACUCUACUGCUUUGUGCUUUACCAUUCUGAAGAAGCAUCACGCUGAUGUUUUUAGAAGUUCAUGUGUCAUUUGCACCUGUCUAAAGUCCAUAAAGGUGAAUUUCUCCACAAAUCAGAUUAGUGAGGCUAUUAUUUUUUUUUUUUAAUAUGUUUGUAAAUGUAGAGUCCAGGCAAUUCAAUGGCCAUUAUGAUUUUCAUUUGCAUCGUUCUUAUACUGUAGCUGCAUGCACUGCAUAAAAUCAUAUUAUACCCAUUUUGUUAAAUUAGCUAUGAAAUGCUUAAGACAGUUUUAAAGAAGAAACACAUUUUAUGAAAACAUGUUAAGAACAUUUAGACUCUUUAAUUUUAGAUAUUAAUGUUUAAAUAUAAAAAAAAGGCUUUUUUUUUUAAAUGUAAGUACCAAAGUGAGGCGUUUUACUGGCAGGUUUAUGCAGGGGCUGCUACUGAACCGUGAAGCAGCAGCUCCACCAAGGAGAAGCAGUGCUGUUUUAUCAUGAAAUCUUUCGUGCAUCAAAUGAUGGAGUGGCACAAAUAAAUCAUGCCAUUUUCUUAUGUAGAAGCAGUGGUUAAAUAUGCAUAAUUUAAGAUUGAAUCCGAGUAAUCUGGGACAUAUUUGGCACUUUUUUGACUGUGAUAGAGUGAGAAAUGUAUGCAUCAGAUCUUUGGAGCCCCAUAUUACCUAAUGUCCCAAAUUAACCUAACAUUAUUGCCCAUAUGUUUUCUGUUAUGCUUAAUUCUGUGGAAAAGAUGAAGAAGUGAGUAAUCAAGACGGAUUCUAAAUCUCACUGAUCUCUGCAAGCCUGUAAAAACACAAGAGCUUUCAAUAGGGAUGAAAUAAAUGAGUUAAAUCUUUCUGUAUGGCUGAAGAAGGGGUGACCUGUUUUCAGCGCUGACUAUACUGAGCUCAUAACCUGGAUUAAAUUUACAGUUAAAAGCU